Molecule: messenger RNA, 4362 nt
Organism: Crotalus tigris (Tiger rattlesnake)
Lineage: Eukaryota; Metazoa; Chordata; Lepidosauria; Squamata; Viperidae
Gene: TTLL8
Product: tubulin tyrosine ligase like 8
Exons: 14
Coding region: 110-2635 (841 amino acids)
Biological process (GO): cilium movement; cilium assembly; protein polyglycylation
Cellular component (GO): cilium
Molecular function (GO): protein-glycine ligase activity, initiating
Source: RefSeq, a predicted model, not a curated record
UUUUCUUGAAUAACUGCUGCUUGUACCUUUUGGUUGAAAUAUAGUAUUAAGGUUGUAAUAUUUCUCCAUUGGCAGGACUGUGACAAAACAGUGAAGCAACAAUGACAGGAUGAACCGGCUUCAUGUAGAAAGAAAAUCUAAAAACGAAGAAACAAAACAUGAAGGAGAAAAUAGUUUAACAGAGUCUGAACUUUCCCCUGAAAAGAACCUGAAUAUUGCUUUGGACAAUUGCCUUCCUGUAGUUUCCUGCCACCAUGGGAUGUUUCCGGAGUUCACUCCGAGAUCAGUGGAAGAAUUGCCUCCUCCCCCCAAAAUAGACAAAUACAAGCUUGCAAGAUUUUUAGCUGAUAAAGCCAUCAGGGAAAGGAGAAUUUUUACCAUCUGUGGUCCUUACCCAGUAAUCCGCUCUUCUUUAAGAAAGAGAGGAUGGGUGGAAAGAAAGAAUAUUCUUAAAUUUGACAUUCAGAACCAUAAAGAUGAAGGGACUGAAGUAGAAUGUGACAACGGUGUUAAGAAUGAAAGCAAGACUGUAUUGCAUGAAGAAGAACGUCAUUUAAACCAUUCAAAUGACAUCCAUGAUAUAAUGUCUAGAUUGAUAAGAAAUGAAGAAACAUCUUUUUAUUGGACUACUAAAAAGGAUGCAGUUGAUUACUACACUCUCCAUAUUGAUCAAAUGUUGAACCAUUAUUCAAAAACUGGCUCUUUUACAACCAAAAUAGGACUCUGUUUGCACAUGAGGAAUUUGCCAUGGUAUGUGUCAGUGAACCCAAACAGUUUCUUUCCUCGGUGUUAUGCCAUCUGUUUAGAUGAUGACAAAUCUGCUUUUAUCGAUGACUUCAGAAAAACAGCAGCCUUCUGCAUAAUUAAAUGGGUUGUCAAUUUACAUAUUUCUGAUGACUGGUCGUCUAAAGAAAACAGUGACAAAGAAGAUGCCAUUCAGGUUAAAGAUUAUGAGUUAAAGAAAGUUAAGGAGCUUCCUGGAGAACUUGUAGAAAUGGCAUGCAAAAUAUGUGAAACCUACCUUGAACAAUUUGAACAUGAAGACAUUGAUGCAGAGACAGAUAAUGUUCCAGUACUUUCAGAAACAGAAUGGAAUCAGUUCAUUGACCACUACUAUUCUCUCAUUCAUGAAGGUGCAGUUAUUUGUAAUGCAGACAGUUAUUUUAUUCAGUGUCAAAAUAUUUUGCAUAAAAUCAGGCUAGUUAACCCACAGCAAGAGAUUGAUGGUCUUUACAACAUUUGGAUCAUUAAGCCUGGAGCAAAAUCCCGUGGCAGAGAAAUAGUAUGCAAAAAUCGACUGGAUGAAAUAUUGAAACUUGUUGAACCAACUGAUCAAUUUCCAAUUAAAGAUCAUAAGUGGGUUGUCCAAAAGUAUAUAGAGAAACCACUCCUCAUUUAUGAUACAAAAUUUGAUAUUAGGCAGUGGUUUCUUGUAACAGAUUGGAACCCACUGACUAUAUGGUUCUACAAAGAAAGCUAUCUGAGAUUUUCAACUCAACGGUUUUCCUUAGAAAAUCUUCACAGCUCCAUUCAUCUUUGUAAUAAUUUCGUCCAGAAAAAUUACAAAAAUGCAUCAGAUCGUAGUUCUCAGUUGCCAUAUCACAACAUGUGGUCCAGUAGCAAAUUCCAAGAGUAUUUGCAGAAGAGAGGCCUUGGCCAUGUUUGGUGCAACAUCAUCUAUCCAUCUAUGAAAAAAAUCUUAAUAUAUAUAAUAAAGAUGGCUCAGGAGCAAGUGGAACCACGAAGGAGCAGCUUUGAACUGUAUGGAGCGGAUUUCAUUCUUGGCAGUGAUUUCAAACCUUGGUUGAUUGAAAUCAACAGUAGCCCAACUAUGCAUCCUUCUACUCCGAUUACAAUGGACCUUUGUGCUAAAGUGCAAGAAGACACAAUCAAAGUUGUGCUUGACAAGAAGCUUGACAAAAAUUGUGAAACUGGAAAUUUUGAACUUCUGUGGAGACAACCCAUGUUGGAUAUGCCACCCUUUAAUUCUACAGACCUCAUUGUGGAAGGAAUCGGUGUUAAGAAACUGAAAAAGCAUGUGGUCAUCAGUAACUUUAAUUUUAUUGAACCUCUGUUGAACAUAGUGCAGUCUUCAACUAAUCAGGAAAGUAAAGGAGAUUCAAUUCCACCUAUCAAUGAGAAGCAAAUCAUAAAAGUAAAACAUGGAAAUAGCACUCUUUGCACCUUGCCAAAGACCCUUGAGAAGAAGUCUGAAAAAAGCACUAAAGUAAAGUCGACUAACAAAAAGCACAUCAAAAUCAUAGACUUCCCUCACAUAACUAUUCUCCAAGAAGCAGCAAUUAUGCCUGAUAAAAAAAAGUCCAAGGCAAUUAAAGAACCCAGACAGCAGACUGGAAAUCAAGCAGCCACCAGCUUUCCAAAUUCAAAUUCAUUAGACUGGGCAUUACUUCAGCCCUCUAAAAAUACAGGUCUACAGAACGAAACCAAGAAGACUCCAUGCCUAGUUUGUGGAGAUGGUUUCCAGUCGGAGAAAACUUGUAAACGCUGCAGCUCUUUUUGUGCAACUGUAUUACAAGGAGGUUCAUACUUACCUAUGAGUCCAUGUUCUGCUCCUGAAAAGAUGGCCAAGACCAGGGUGGCUGCUCCAUAUUAUGGGUUUCCAAAAUACUUUUGACUCUAUUCAAUGUGCCUUGAGAUAGUGGUUUUUUUUUUUUUACAACCAAUUCCCUAAAAGAUAAAACAGAACUCAAGAACCAUCCUUGUAUUUUAAAAAAGUCCUCGUAAAAAAACCCAAACCUGUGCAAUUCUGUGAUAGGAAUUUGACAAAAUGUUGUUAUUGGUAUAAAUCUUACCAUUCAACAUUUAUGGGCAGCAUAACAGCACAUCAGCCUUACCAGUAUUUGGAUGGACAUAUUUAAAUAGGAAAAGUCUCUUUUAGAAAGGUGAUUAGCACCAGGGAAGUAGUGGAUUUUGUAGACAGAACUAAUCCCGAUUGAUGCCUGUGUGUCAAUUGGCUAGAAAUAAAGUCAACUUUUCAGAUUUCAGUCCCUUUGUCCAUUCUGGCUAUUGUGAUGCCCAGUGUUCUUUCUGGACCAUUUUCACCAUGGCUCCUGAUUGGUGGAUUACUCUUCUUUAUCAUCCCUUUUGAGGAAAGAAGGAAGGAAGGCAGGCGAUGGACGCUAUAGACCCAUGUUACUUUGUAGUCAUAUGGAGUGGAGAGAUUUAUUUAUUGUAGGCAAAUCAGACAUCAGUGCUUGACUAGCAUAAACUGGAAAACACCACAUUUGACAUGAAACAAUAAAAAUGAGGAAAGAUUGCCCAAGAGAUUCUUACGGUAAUGAUAAUACAAGUCAAGUUAGCGUCUUAUUAAGAAGGGAUUGCUAUAUUGAUUUUUAGCUUUGUCGGUAGUAAACCUGUGUGGCAAAACACUGAAGGACACUAGUUUAUGAUACUAAAAGAGGUUGCAGAUCUGCAAAGACAUGAAAAUGAAAAAUCUGAUGAAAUACUGGCAUACUGGUCUCUGCUUGCUUUACACUUUGAAAAACUGUUUUCAGAUUCUGCCCAAGGUCCAUAGCUGAAUUAUGAAGAACAGUUAGGAUAAAAUCUUAAGUAAGCAGACUGAGUUAUUGCUCUGUGCUCUACAUGAAGCCCACCUGGAAGCUACAGCUGAUACAAAAUGCCUGAGCAAUAAUGUCUGCCUUCCUGUAUUCCUAUGUGUCACCACUGCUAUGUGAGCAGCAUUUGUGUUGUGAGUUAGGCUUCUGGGUACAAUUCAAAAUGCUGGACAUUACCUAUAAAGCACUUUAUUACUUCUCAAGUCCCCAAGUCCAAUCGUCAACUGUUUCUGCUUGCCCAAUAUGUUCCAGCAAAAUCAUACAUUCCAGGUCCUUUCUAUUAAAUGUUGUCAUCUUGUGGGAGAGAGUCCAGACAAUGCUGUCUCUCUCUCCUAUGGUUCCCCAAAACAAUUAAGACCUGCCUUCAGUCACAGUCCUGGGGUUGAUAUUUUUGUAAGGCCUCUUAUUUCACUACAUUUGUUAUUGCUUGAUUGGCUUUAAUCUGGGCUGCCUAUAAGAUUGUAUGUUUCUAACAGUUUGUAUUGUUUUGUAUUCACCAAUGUGCGUGGUUGGCUAUACAGGUAGCUCUUGACUUAACAACCACAAUUGGGACCAGAAUUUCCAUUGCUAAACAAGGUGGUUGUUAAGUAAGUCCUGCCCAAUUUUACUACCCUUUUUGCCAUGGUUAAGUGAAUGACUGCAGUUGCUAAGUGAAUUGGGCAGUGGUAAAGGAAUCUCAUUGGCUUUGCUUGUUGGAAGCUAACUGGGAAGGACAUGAAUGCAAUCACAGAACCCCAAGAUGCUGCAACUGUCAUAAAUACAUGCUGGCUGCCAAGUGCCUGAAUGU